CUCCUUCUUGCUCUCGUUUUCGUCUCGUCCUACUCUUCGACUUAUUCACUCCCCUCUUCAUCUUUCCUUGUCUCUAUGCAUUCGUUCUCGUGGUAUCUUCGUCUCGCCUUCGUUCACUCAGCUCGGGCAGCUCGCUAGCAAACUCGGAUCGCUUCGGCCAUCCGCUGAGACCGCAAUUGCUCGUUCAUUUUCCGUCUCUCUCGUUUAUUCUCCUUCUGUUUCUUUUCCCCUUUUGUUUUACCGUCUUUUCUCUAGCUCUGUUCCUCUACCUUUCAUUCCAUCUCUUUUCCUCCUCUUGCUCCGUUUGCUCUAUGUACAUAAUAUACAUGAGCCUCGCUCCCGAUCAUAGAGCAGUGGCGCGAGUUCUCGUACAGCCAGCAAAAGUCCGGAUCUUAAUUUUCGUCUAGUCGCCGAUCGCGGUGUACACACAGCAUCUCUCAAUCGCUCUUCUCUGCAUCUUCCGUGCGCGACAACAAAAGGACAAAGAACGCGUGAAUCCUCCGUAGAUUGACAAGCAGCUGUCAGACAGACAGAGAAGAAGCGGAAACGCAACGAAGGAUAAACAUCAAGUGAUCUCAAGAAAAACGAGUAUAAUCACGAGAUGAAGAGGAGGAGCGAUGACGAUGGCAAACCUGUGGCCAAGUACCGGCACCGUGAAUACGUCUUGAUCGGAUAUGUCGGGGCUACGGAACCAGCGUCGCAGUCUACUAGGGAGGCAAUUGUUAAGCAGGAGGAGGGGGACAAAGCAGUGGCGGCGACGGCGAUAAAGAGCGAGGACGUCAUCGGACACGAAGUCGGCCAGCAGCAGGAGCAACACCAGCAGCAGCAACAUCAGCAACAGCUGGCAUUUGUGGCGACUGAGGAGACUGAAGAGGAGGACAGCGGUGUGGGCGUGCUGGAGGCGGGACAGCCGGAAAUGGAAAAUGGCGCCAUGGUUGAGCCAACCGGUGCCGAAGCAGUCGCUAUUGCGGUCGCCGCCGUCGCCGCUGCUACCGACGAUCAUGCCAAUGAGGAUCCAAAUACUGCUUAUACCCUUCAUGAGCUCGACUAUCAUCCUACACACAUAAUUCAUGAAAGUUUCGGGGGCGGUGAUAUGAGGGAGGAGCAGCAGCCGCAGCAACAGGUUUCACAGUCGCCCCACCAAUCACAUCAUCAACAACAGCACGACGCACACCACCAUCAUCGUCAACAGCAGCAGCAGCAGCAGCAGCAGCAGCAGCAGCCGCCGUCGCAACACCAUCACCAACAGGCGCAACAGUAUGUUCAGCUUGGGGCUAGAGAGGUCCCGGUUCCCGAGGGAGGGGAUAACCGGCACCCGACGGAGGCCUCCAUCGCGCCGGAGGGACGCCGUGCCGGCAGUCACAUGCCUCACUCCACGAUGCAUCGUUACGGAACCGAGACACUCUCAUCAACCACAACGGACCACCAUCAUCAUCAACAACAGCAGCAGCAGCAUCAUCAUCAUUUAUCCGAAGUGCAUCAGCAUACCGCUCUAUCAGCCGUCGCUCACCGUCAUCUAGAGGAUCCGCAGCAACAUCAUCAAGAAACUGACGAGGACGUGGAUCGAGGAGUGAGCAGCAUCACCGCGGCCAUGAGAGGGGCACGGGGUGAUUAUUUAGGUGUACUCUUCCCGAAUCUCACUUCGUCAAAUACUACGUCUAGUAAUGGUGGCAGCAAUCAUCAUCAUCAUCAUCAUCAUCAUCAUACGUCGCACCAUCUGGAGGAUGUGUUGUCCGAGGAACCUUAUCUGCAACAUCAAAUUCGCGGUGGCGGAGCUCCCCCGACUGGCGGUGCUUCUCCAUCAGUGAGGACCGUUGGUGGCUCUCCGACCUCCAGCCACAGUCCGCAUGAUGAUCAGGGUCUCUCAUCGCCACAUCGCCAAGCCCAGGAGACCGGUUACAGUCCCACUGAUCAGGGCAGAUUGCAAUCUUUUACGCAUCUUACGGCUAUGCAACCACCGCCGUCGGUGCAAACCAAUCACGGAUUGCAGGAAGCCGAGCGUGUAUCCGAUCAGCUGUAUAUUGAGUCGAUUUACACGCAUCACGCCGCAGGUACUCCUCAUCACCAUCAGGACCAACACGAUCAAGGCCCCUCCGCGCCGCAUUCGCCCAGUGGUCCGCUCUCCAGUUCUUCGUUGUAUCGACCGAUGAGUGGCGUGGGUGCGAUGGGUACUGUAGCUGGAACCGGAGGAACCUAUACCCUUCCUUACAUGACGAGCAGCCCCACUGAAUUGACAUCGUCGUCUCAACUUUGGAACGCUCAGGUUACAGGUCUGAGCGGACUGUCCAUGCCUGAAGAUUACGGCAGCAAAUCUUCGGGCACGGUGUCCCAUCAAUCUCUACCAGCGUUUUCACAAACACCUUUCGGUGCUCGGUCGAGUUUCCGUGGUUACAGUCCACCGUAUUCGUCCUCUCAACAGAAUACCACUGGGAACGCCGCUGUCUCCGCCGUAGAAGCUACUUCUUGGACGUAUGCAUCACCUACAACGGACGCUUUAACGACGCAAUAUGGCACACCGUCGAGACGGCAGACUGUUAACCCAGCAACAGCACCGACGCAAAUCAGUGCUGCCGCAAGUUUGACUGCAAUGCACAACAUCGAAGCAGAGUACUUUACGGAGGGCCGUGAGUGCGUGAAUUGCGGCGCGAUUUCCACACCCUUAUGGCGUAGAGAUGGUACCGGGCAUUACCUCUGCAACGCAUGCGGUCUCUACCAUAAGAUGAACGGAAUGAAUCGUCCAUUAGUUAAACAACCACGUCGCUUGUCUGCCACGAGACGCGUUGGUCUCUCUUGCAGCAACUGUGAAACUACGAUGACGUCUCUAUGGCGUCGUAACGCACAGGGUGAACCGGUGUGCAAUGCCUGCGGUCUUUACUACAAGUUGCAUGGCGUCAACAGGCCGUCGACUAUGAAGAAAGACAGCAUUCAAACGCGCAAACGGAAACCUAAGGGUGGAAUGAAAAGUAGCGAUACACCUCUUUCUGGCAAUGUCGCGCAAUGCACAAAUAAUAAUAAUAACAAUAAUAAUAGCGUCAAGCUUGAACCAGAUACCUACAAUGAUUUGAGGAUGGCUCAUACCGGCGUGUCGCAAAUGACAUAUUCAAGUAAUCUUUACGGUAGUUCUCAAUCUUCGGGUAGGCUAGUGCCCUAUCAGCCUGUGUAUUACGAUCUGAUCACUUCACAGCAACAGCAACAACAACACCAAUUGCUAGAGACCCAUUCACCAAAGAUCGAAUGUCCAUCUCCACCUUGCGCAACGCGCUCACCUGGAAUGGUCUCAGCUGGCCAAUCGCCUGAUCAUCAUCAACUCACUUCGCCACAUAUCGUCACUCUAGGCAGUCCGUCGACCAGUCCAGCCGGAUCUAAAAUUAUGCUGGACAAUGGUCAUCUCGAGAGAUCUACGGUUGUGUCGAUAUCAUCGUAAACACAAUCUGGAAAGGUGUCGGAUUGUUAAGGCAGGCAAUAAAUAAAAAAUUGUAGCCAAGUAAUUCAAUGCCUGUCAAGCAAAAGACCUGGGUUUGAUUCCCGUUUUUUACUUUUUAACCAGUGAGACAUAUAUAAUCUCGCUGAUCUUACUUUCCUGCACGUAUUGUGAUACGCAAAAUUAAAAGUUAUAUAUCUUUUAAAAAUGUGUGAAAAUAUGAAAGCAGUGCUGUUGUAAAUAAGAGUUUUAGAAUGUUUUAGGACUUUAGAAUUUUUCAGAAAAUCGAAGCUUUUCCUUUAGAAAGUAAUUCU
Molecule: messenger RNA, 3735 nt
Organism: Atta colombica
Lineage: Eukaryota; Metazoa; Arthropoda; Insecta; Hymenoptera; Formicidae
Product: box A-binding factor-like
Exons: 9
Coding region: 602-3424 (940 amino acids)
Biological process (GO): cell fate commitment; positive regulation of transcription by RNA polymerase II; negative regulation of transcription by RNA polymerase II
Molecular function (GO): zinc ion binding; RNA polymerase II cis-regulatory region sequence-specific DNA binding; DNA-binding transcription factor activity, RNA polymerase II-specific
Source: RefSeq, a predicted model, not a curated record